Molecule: messenger RNA, 1763 nt
Organism: Artibeus jamaicensis (Jamaican fruit-eating bat)
Lineage: Eukaryota; Metazoa; Chordata; Mammalia; Chiroptera; Phyllostomidae
Gene: FBXO4
Product: F-box protein 4
Exons: 7
Coding region: 4-1125 (373 amino acids)
Biological process (GO): SCF-dependent proteasomal ubiquitin-dependent protein catabolic process; protein polyubiquitination
Cellular component (GO): SCF ubiquitin ligase complex
Molecular function (GO): protein binding
Source: RefSeq, a predicted model, not a curated record
GACAUGGCCGGAAGCGAGACACGCAGAGGAGGCGGCUCUCCUCAGCCGCACUACAGCGACUGGGGCCGCUGGGAGGCGGCCAUCCUCAGCGGCUGGAGGAGUUUCUGGCAGUCGGUGGGCAAGGAGCGCGCGGCGCGGAGCGCCUCCCGAGAGGAGGCGGAGGGGGAGCCCAGCCCCCUGACGCGGCUGCCGGUUGACGUACAGCUCUAUGUCUUGUCCUUUCUUUCGCCUCACGAUCUGUGUCAGUUGGGAAGUACGAGUCACUACUGGAAUGAAACCGUGCGGGACCCGCUUCUGUGGCGGUAUUUUCUGUUGCGCGAUCUUCCUUCCUGGUCUUCUGUUGACUGGAAGUCUCUUCCAGAUCUAGAAAUCCUAAAAAAACCUGUCGCUGAAGUCAGCGGCGGUGCAUUUUUUGACUACAUGGCAGUGUAUAAAAUGUGCUGUCCAUACACAAGACGAUCCUUGAAAUCUAGCCGCCCUAUGUAUGGAGCAGUUACCUCAUUUUUACACUCACUGAUCAUUCAGAAUGAACCACGAUUUGCUAUGUUUGGACCAGGCUUGGAGGAACUGAAUACAUCUUUGGUGUUGAGCCUGAUGUCUUCUGAGGAACUUUGCCCAACAGCUGGUUUGCCUCAGAGGCAAAUUGAUGGUAUUGGGUCAGGAGUCAAUUUUCAGUUGAACAACCAACAUAAAUUCAAUAUCCUGAUACUAUAUUCAACUACCAGAAAGGAAAGAGAUAGAGCAAGAGAAGAGCAUACGAGUGCAGUUAACAAGAUGUUCAGUCUGCAGAAUGAAGGGGAUGAUCAACAAGGAAGCCGAUACAGUGUCAUUCCACAGAUUCAGAAGGUGUGUGAAGUUGUUGAUGGGUUCAUCUAUGUUGCAAAUGCUGAAGCUCAGAAAAGACAUGAAUGGCAAGAUGAAUAUUCUCGAAUUAUGGCAAUGACAGAUCCAGCUUUUGGAUCUUCAGGAAGACCGAUGCUGGUUUUAUCUUGUAUUUCUCAAGCAAAUGUAAAAAGAAUGCCCUGUUUUUAUUUGGCGCAUGAACUCCGUCUGAAUCAUCUAAACCACCCAUGGAUGGUAAGGUCCUCUCUUUUUUGGAGCCCUGGAAACUGGACGACAAUUUAAAAGCUACAAAUAAAGGUGUACCUUCCUGAGACAUGGGAAUUUUAGCUUGCCAUCCAUCAGGAGUGGCAGUCUUAAUGACACAUUUUUGCAACAAGAUGUCACAGUUAUCAGUUGACUAGCUGAGUUAAUUAAAAAAAUGUUUUAGUUUUCAAGGUAUACCUUUUGGAGGAAUUUUUUUCUAAUAUAUACAAACAAGUCAUGGAAAUGGUAAAUUUUCCCAUCCCCAAGGAUAAGUAAUAAGCCUCAUGUUGGUAAUAGUUAUAGGAUAGGAGAUCAUAUACAUAUAUAUCUAUUAAUCCUCACUCGAGAACAUUUUUCCAUUGCUUUUAGAGGGGGGAAGGGGAGAGAGGGGAACAUCGACUUGAUUGCUUUCUUGUAUGGCCCCUACUGGGAAUUGAACCCACAAUCUGGGUAUGUGCCCUGACCAGGGAAAGGAACCCACAACCCUUUGGUCUACAGGGUGAUGCUCCAACCAACUGAGCCAUAUCCGAUCAUGGUUUUUAUCUCAGCUCUCUAGAAUAUAAAACUUGAGUGACUCAUGGGAUUUUUUUAGUCUUUUGGGGAGUUUUUUUGGUCUUCUUGAAAAAUGCCCCUCAUAAUCAUAACAUUUUGGACUCAGUUUCUUACUGAUAAUGGUC